Messenger RNA from Hydractinia symbiolongicarpus, 6860 nucleotides. Its product is annotated as protein dopey-1-like. The transcript has 21 exons. Lineage: Eukaryota; Metazoa; Cnidaria; Hydrozoa; Anthoathecata; Hydractiniidae. The record is from RefSeq and is a predicted model, not a curated record. The coding region runs from base 122 to 6637 and encodes 2171 amino acids. Gene Ontology annotation, cellular component: trans-Golgi network; endosome. Gene Ontology annotation, biological process: Golgi to endosome transport.
UUCUUUAAAUAUAUGUGUUUAGAGGAAGAAUAAUAAAUUAUGCACUAUAAAAUUUGGAAGAUGGAAAACCAUGAAAAUGGUUAACACAACAUGGUAUUAGAGUGAAAAUACAUUUUUCAACAUGACAGAUGAGCAGAAAUUGAUGUCUGAUGCAAAGUAUAAACAAUUCAUUGCCGCUGUUGAUAAAUCUUUAAAGAGUUUUGAAUAUUCAAGUGAAUGGGCUGACCUAAUCUCCUGUUUGGGAAAGCUUAAUAAGGUUAUAGUUACAUACAAGCAGUAUUCUGCUGUUCCACGCAAGUUGUUGAUUGGUAAACGUCUUGCUCAAUGUCUUCAUCCAGCAUUACCAAGUGGUGUCCAUUUAAAGGCAUUAGAAUCAUAUGAUUUGAUACUAAAGCAAAUAGGUUCUGCAAGGCUUGCACAAGAUUUAUUUAUCUACACAUCUGGUCUGUUUCCACUACUCAGUCAAGCUUCUACAGCUGUAAAGCCAGUAUUGCUAGAUAUAUAUGAGAAACAUUUCUUGCCGUUGAAAAGAAAACUGUUCCCAGGACUCUCAGGACUUUUGUUAGCACUUUUGCCUGGCAUUGAAGAGGUUUCAGAGUAUACAGAAAGAACUUCAUCUUUACUCUCUCAAAUAUGCGAAGCAACUGAGGAGGCGAUAUUUUUUGCAUGUCUUUGGGACAAUGUUCUUCACUCUCCUCAAAUACGAUUGGCAGCAAUGACAUUUGUGAUUGGUCAUUUAGCUAAAAAACAUGGCGAAUUUAAGGAAGGAAUUAUGGGUAGUGACAUUAACUUGAUGGUGAAUGCUGUUUGUGCGUCAUUUGAUGAUUCAAAUGUCUUGGUACAGCGAAUUACCCUGGACUUUGCUAUAUCUUUCAUAUCUUUUCACAAUACAAAUUUAUCACAAAACCUGCUGGUAAAACUUUUAACCUAUGCCCUUGGUGUUCUUCUUCGCAGAGAUAUGUCUUUAAACAGAAGAAUAUUUCAAUGGCUUUUAAAUGUAAACAGUGAAGGAAACCCUAUUUCAAAUAUUAAUGGUAGUAUAAGUGUAGAAGACCAAACAGAUGAUGAGAACAUGCAGGAUUCUUACUUUGAUGUGUACUCGAAAGAAGUUGUGACUGCUGCUUUAGUUUUCUUAUUUCAAGAUGUCGUUGAGAAUGUUCAAGAUGGUGCAAAAACUAAAUUGAACACCAUAAAGUACAAGUCAGUUCACUUGAAACCGUUUCGUAUUUUAAUUACAUUGUUAGAUAAACCUGAAGUUGGUUCUGUUGUGUUAGAAGAGGUCAUGUUGGAAGUAUUUCGAACGCUAUAUGGACAUUUCCAAAUUAAGAAUAAAUUAGUAGAGACCAAUUCGAGAAAAAGCAAGGACAUAACCGUUGUACAUGAUGAAAUUGUUAAAAAUGCUAAUUUAUUGUUUAAUUCAUUCGAACCAUUUUUUAUGUGGGAUUAUUUUGGAAGGUUGUUACAAAAAUGUUCCAAAGAAGGAGAAGAGGAUGUUUCUAUUUCGUUGGUGAAAAUUAGACAACCUAACUAUUACGAACUUUUCCAACUUAUAUCUUAUUUACUUGACGUUGUAUCCUUGGAAAUUUCAACUGAAACACAAAGUGAACAUUGGCCUAACUUGCUAAAACAAAUUAUCAAUGAAGUUAUUGAGAAUGUUUCUAGUAUGGAUGUUGAUACCCUUGUUGAAGGAAUAUCUUUAAUUUCAAAAUUAUUAUCACGACUUUCGCCUAAUUUAAUUGGCCAUCCCCAUGAACAGCAGUCUGAUCUGUCAAACUCUGUGUUCCUGUCACACAAAUCACCUCCCAUGUCUCCACUAUACCAUGACUUUGAAAGAUUUUCUUUUGACGAGUCAGCUGGCCCAACAAGUCCUGGCGUAAUAAACGAAGGUGUGGAAUUGUCAAAAAUAUUAUUUUCAAAAUUCGUGGAAAGAAGAGUGUUCAAAAGAAAUCAGAAAAUGUUAAUGAUGUUUCAAGAAAGUAAACAAAUAGAAGCCAUGUUUGAUGCAGUAUACUUGCAAGAACCAUCUACAAUACAGUAUGAAACAUAUGAUGAUAUUACCAAUAAUGAGAAAAAUGAUCUCAUCAUAAAAGGCUUUCAAAUAUUUUGCAGAUACCUUGUUCAACUUUCUUGUUUUCCAGUACCUACAAAUAACAGGCCAUCUAAUGAAAACAAGGAUUUUGUUGCUGACUGGUUACAAGUACUUAUAACCUGCUGUUGCUAUGGCAACUGCUUUGAUACGCAGGCAACAGCCAUAGGAACGCUGUUAGAUUUAGUUGAUGUAACAUUGAUUGCGCGUUGUGAACAAGAAAAAUCUACAGAAUCAGCAAGUCACAUUGUGCCUUUAAUAUCACUCAGCGAUUUGCGAUGGAUAGAAAAAUCUAAUUUAUACAAGGUGUUAGCUAAAAGUUUGUGGCAACGCUUAUCUCCAAGAACAUGUCAAUGGCAUCAAGGAGCUGUUAAUCUUUUUCUUCAUUUACAUAAUGUCACCCCAACUUCAAAUACAUGCGAAGAUGUGAUAAGUAACGCUCUUGUAGAUUUGAACUUGCACGCCAAAGAAUUAUCACAUUGGAGAUUUUUAAUUAUGUGGCAUCUAUCUCGAGAGUUUUACAAAGAAGAUAAAAACAAGUCCACUGUCGCUACAAGAACUAUUGACAAAUGUAUGCUUUUAAUGAUUGACAGCUUGCAAAAUGAAAACUCAAAAAUCAGGGAGUAUGCAGAACAGUGGUUGCAACAUUCAGUUCACUUUGGAGAUAUAGGUCGCAUCAUCGAAAGCAUCUUCAUUAUUUUGCUUGAUCCUACCAGUUCACGUGUCGCUAUUCACUAUGCUAAAGAAUGGAGCAUCAACAAUGCUAUUUCUUGUGUUACCACCAAACCGAUGGAGAACGACAGUGGUUUGAGUAAGGAAAAAAACACAAAAACAGAAUCUGUGCCGUCUUCACCUGCUGAACAAGUUAGAGCCUUGUCCCGGAUCAGUGGAUUUGCUGAUGAUGAAGAUGAUGAUGUAGAUGACCAAAUCAGAGAAAAAGAAAAAGUAGGCAAACACAAAAACUCUCGUGUCAAAACAUUACCAACCCAUCCGUUGCUCAUACACAAACUGCUAUAUACACAACACUACGACACACAGCAGUGUCUGUACACCUUACGACGUAUCAUUUUAAUACUGAAAUCAGAAGGACGCUCGUUCAUAUGUGCUGCAGCUACAACCAGCAUGAACGUUUGCAACACACCACAUCAAGCUAUCUUAAGACAACUGUUGAUCCGACAUAGAAGGGCGUUGUCGGGUAACGACUUUUAUGGAUCACUAGCUGAAGCACAUCAGCUGAUGAUACGAGCAAGUACAGCAAAAUAUUUAGAAAUUUUGCUUUCUGUAUGCUUAUACUUCAUACGUUCUGAAUAUCAUGAACGUCUCGAUGUCUCAGCUAGUGAAUACGAAGGAAACUUCGCUGUUCGAAAUACAAGCGCUGAGGCUUUGACACUCGUGUGUCAUCUUUUACUGGAUAUUGCAAGUGAUAGUGGGAAGGGAUUUUCUAGUUACAUAAAUGAUCUGUUAUCACGAAGUAAAAUUCAACGAAUAAGUUUACACUGCUUGUUGUCCACUGUCUAUGCGGUGACUGGUGACUACAGAGAAUCCAGUGAGACUGGUUAUUACAGUAUGGUGGAGUGUUCCAACUUAACUGAGACAACGCCCAGGAACAGCUCGAUGAGGUCGCAACUUGAUUUGCAGCGAGGUUUACUGAGGCUUAUUGAAGGUCUAAUACACCUUGAACAUUGUAUUGGUACCGAGAAUGUUGUUACGGCUCAUACAAACGAGAAGAAAAAUAAGCGAGACAAAAAUGGUAGCAAUUCAUCUACAGUGUACCCGUUUGAAUACGUGCAGUACAAGCCUAUCUUGUCUCAACCUAUGUUUAUCUCAGCAACCCUAACAGUUCUUAGGGAGAGGCAGUGGAUGCAUCUCCAUGAUAAUUGGAUCAAGUUACUUAUCUCAUGUUUACCAAAGUUUAGUGAUGACAUGUCCAAAGUCAUCGUACCUGUUGUUGCGCAGGCGUGUGUUAAUUUAAAAAAUGUGACGCGAAUAUUCAAAGAGUCGUACACUAGUAGAGAAAUUAACUGCCAUUUGGAAAUGCCGCCUGAUUAUAUGUUGGUGCUUUUAACUGGUCUCACUUCGUUUUGUCAUUAUUGUUUAAUUGGUACUAGCACGUCCGCAUCUAUGGCGUUAAAUUCAAGACCUGGUGGUGGUAUGAAGAUGGUUGUGGACGAUACUUCGUCUUCUCUAUUAUCUAACAUUGUGCAUGCUUUUUCAGCGUCACCCACGCCAUCUUCGAAACCUGUUACUCAAGAAGAGGGUGUUAAGUCAUUUGCAGAGACACGUGACGGCCUACUUGGCAUCUUACCCUCUAUCCUUACUGCUGUUACUGCUGUAUGGAAAGUAUGGGAUGCAGAUAAGAUGGCUCUCCAUGGACUACCUUUUGUUUCCAAAAUACCACUAGCUAUCGGUCAACCGAAGGCUGUGCUUCUGUCCAUACUGCAAUUAAUAACACCCAUUGCGAUGAAUCACACGGUGGUAUUUCUUGCUUCGGUGGCAGAUGUGUGGUGUUCGUAUCGAGACACAACUUUCACCAAACCUUCGUUGACAUUACGUGGUAAAGAAUGGCUGUCUGUGAUGAACAAGAAGUUCUUGCACGACAUGACUGACGACCAAAAAAAUUUGUUGGAGAUUGUUCAAGCCAUAAAGGCUCUGAGUGUGGAGCUAAUUGUGGAGACCAGCAGACAAGUCUUACGUCAACUCAUGACCAUGAAAGAACGUGCGCAAAACUUUCCACUUGAAGUUUGCCUCUUGCAAUUUCUUUACGAACUUCUUCAAAAAGCCACAAAGGAGGAGAUCAUUCAGGUCAAAACAUCGUUCGUGAACCUUUUAAAAGAAGGUUUGCAGUUAAACAUGUCGCCACCGUCGUUGUUUGUGCUUUUUGCGUUGUUAAACAUAUAUGUGCAGCGAGUACCAUUACCUGAAGAAAGGAGAGCGCGAAAAGAUCUGCAGGACUUAGCUCAAAAGUUCAUGGAAAGUUUAAACAAUGUUGCAGCUGCUUCAUUGGAAGGUUCAGCCUGGUUUCGUCGAAGUCUUCAAGUUGUAACACAGCUUGAUCAUAGCAGCGAUUUUGAGGAGUCUUCACAUUCUGACAAAUCCUCUGUACCAGACUCCUUUCAUCCAAGCCCCGGUGGAUUAAAAAACUCUCAAUACAGUGUACCAGCAAUCCUCAUAAUGGCGGAGUAUUUACCUUCCAUGUUGGAUAUGUUGUACUUGAGUGAAGAAAAGGAUAAAAUCGCUUCUUCAUUAAUUUACCUUAUGUAUAAUAUCAUACCGUAUCUGAAAAAUCAUAGUACGCAAAAUAUGACGGGUUAUCGAGCAUGCAGUGCAUUGUUAGCAGCAAUCAGUGAUUACCAGUACACUCUUCGCGCAUGGAGAAAAGAUGUGUACGAAUUGUUUUUGGACAACGAUUUUUUUCAAAUGGACACGCAUUCUUUCACAUUUUGGAAAACCACAGUCGAUCGUUUGAUCACAUACGAUAAUACUGUUUUUAAGGAUUUAAUGACGAAAAUCUCAUUAUCACAAAGCGGUGCUAUCAACAUCUUUGCUAAUCGAGAACAGGAAAUGGAGCAACGUGCACAGCUCUUGAAACGACUCACGUUUGCGAUAUUCUGUGGUGAGUUUGACCAAUAUCACCAGUAUCUUCCCGACAUACAGGAAAGACUAGCUGAAAGUAUUCGUCAGUUACAGGGUCCGUUUUUACACGAACAAGUGUUUCUGUGUUUUCGAGUAUUACUGACAAGAAUGUCACCAAAUCAUUUGGUUUCCUUGUGGCCGCCUGUUCUAACUGAAUUGGUGUUAGUUUUCGUGCAUAUGGAACAUGAACUUUCAACAACAGGAAAACCAAAGAGUAAAUCCAAAGUAGCUCUUCUUGAAUCAUUUUUAGGAAUAAAUGGAUAUUUUAAAGACCCGAAUAAAUGGUUACGCUUAUAUUUAGCGGUCUGCAAGUUAUUAGAUUUUCUUUUGGUCUUGCCCGGUGAUGUUUUGCAGUAUUAUCAAGUUUACAAGUGGGCGUUUAGCGAGACGCCCGGUGUUUACUGCGCCACUGACAUCCCAACUGAACAAGAAAUGAUUGCAACAAAGUCUUCUGUGGAGAAUAAACAAGAGAUCAUGAAUGGCCAUAAAAAUCGAAUUCGACAUGAUAGUCACAACAAAACGAAAGAUGACGAGAUGUCUAAAAUGGCGGUUUUAAAUGCCCCCAUCUCACAACAAAAGAAAUUGACACAAAAAGAAAAGACAAAACAUAAAGAUCUUCCAAAGCAGGAAACAGUUAUGUCUGUUUUUCUCCCUUACAUCUCGCGCAUAAUCAAGCUGCUACGAAAGCAAAACCUUGCAGAAGAUAGCUGGCAAGCUCCGCUUCGUGUUCCAGGCCAGCUGAUUGUUACACAGACGAAAAUCGUCAGCAUUUAUGACUUGAUGCCUUUCUUUCUUGCCGUAACAGGAGAAUUAGCGGCACAUGAUGUCGAUGUUUCGAAAUUAAAUCGAUUUAAAAUGCAGGAUGUCGAAAAUCUGAUCGAAAACGAUUUUAUCGAGAACACGACUUCUCAAUCUUAAAGACGCACAUUAAAGUUUUUUUGUUUCUUUUUGUACGUUCUUUAAAAAACUUUACCACAAAAAGGCGAAAAAAAUUGUGCUUAUUUUUCUGCACGGGGAAGAAAAAACUUGAUUAGUAUAUUUUUGUUUCAAAAUAUUAUUUUUUUGGUUUUGUAGUGUAUAUUUUUUAAGGAAAGUCUUUAACAACUCGAAAUAUAGAAAAAGAUAAUAUUGGGAAAUCUAA